AAGCAACGUAACCGAUAAAUAACAUCCGCGGCAGCACGCGACCUCACACGAGAUUCAUAUUACAAUCGAUCUAAAUACAAAACAUAACCUAAAAAUCAAACAACAAGAAAAAUCAUCCAUUUUCCCUCCAUACCUGACAAAGACAAGUGACAGCAAGCUAUACAGCCAUGGGUGACGAUUAUCAAUCCCAAGUUAUUUCAAGGAUAGAAAAUAUUACGGAGCAAGAUGAUAAAAAUCUAGCAGGAGCCACAAAGGAAAUCAGGAAUGAGUUAACAGUUAUCAUACCAGAAAACCCGUUCCCGGACAUUGAAGUAGACGCAUAUCCACCGUUGAAAUUCUCGUGGGUAAUUCCCAAAAAGAUUGCAGCCAUGGCGUUUCCCAGGAAUAAAGAGAAUUUGAAGUUUUUAAUUAACCAAGGUAUUACGCAUUUGGUGACUCUGACGGCUGGUAAAAAGCCUCCAGUGGAUGACAUGCCGAGGUUGAGGUGGACUGAAAUUCCUGUUGAAGAGUUCGAAGUGCCCAAUGUGGAACAAAUUAAACAAUUUAUCGAAGUUUGCAAGAGAGCCGACAAAAAUGGAGAGGUGAUGGGCAUCCACUGUCGCCAAGGCAGGAGUAGGUCGGGCGUGAUGUUGGCGUGCUACCUCAUACACUUCCACCGGUUCGAGCCAGACCAGGCCAUGAACUCCAUCAGGAUGAUCAGGCCAGGGUCAUUGGACGCGGAGGAACACGAGGAGGCUGUGGGGAGGUACUUCGAGUACCUGACGGAGGACAACCCUCUGAGGUUCGGAGUGAGCUGUGACGUCAUGGAGGAAUUCAUCCAAGCCGCCAAGGAAAGCACUAAGAAGGUGCUCGAUUGAUGAUACUGUGAUCUGUUUUGUUAUGUACCUGACGUAAAUAUAUAUUAUUUGUUUGUUA
Molecule: messenger RNA, 915 nt
Organism: Spodoptera frugiperda (fall armyworm)
Lineage: Eukaryota; Metazoa; Arthropoda; Insecta; Lepidoptera; Noctuidae
Product: dual specificity protein phosphatase 23
Exons: 4
Coding region: 168-857 (229 amino acids)
Biological process (GO): cilium assembly; protein dephosphorylation
Molecular function (GO): protein tyrosine/serine/threonine phosphatase activity
Source: RefSeq, a predicted model, not a curated record